AUGCCACAACCAUACCUCGUCCACACGUCUUCCCACCCGGUCCGUGUCCCGCACUCAACAUGGAUCCAAUGGUACACCGAAGAGCAUAUCCGAGACAUGGUCUACACCAGGGCAGUCAAGACUGCCUGCUUCUACCGUGCAACGUCCCACGUCGUCCGGACCCCAAUCAUACCCGAAGACGACAAUGAAGUCCUAGCCUUAGCUCGAAUACCCUCGGCCACACCACCGGACGGCAACGACUUCAAGCAGUUCUUAGCCGUAUACCAGACGGACAAGAAGGACUUUCUCAAUCACGCCGAAUAUAGAGACCGUGUACGCUUGACGACUUCACUCUGGGAAGGGACCAGCAGUUGCCACGACGUGGGUAGUUUCACUUCCUCUGACUUGCAACUUAUGGAUGCCAUUCAUGAUGAGCAUAUGGAUAAAGACGAGCCAGCAACCCACAUAAUCCAUUGCAAAAUCACAGGCAACCAUUUCCCAAGGACACUCCUACAAGACCUAACCAGCUCGGCCGGAAAGAUACACGGCUAUCGACGCACCUUGUUAUAUAAGCCUCUCGCCACUCAUGUUCCACCUGGCGACGUCAACGGUAACGGUGUGGUGAACGGUGUCACGACAGAUGCUACGGCGCCGGAGAACACAGGUCCAUUCAUGAUUAUGAUUCAUGAAUACAACAGUACAGUAGACGUGCAAGGUCUAGCCACGCUGAGCGGCGUUCUUGAAGGAAGUAACGAUGGUAUCAGCAUUGCCAUACGGCCUUUCGAAUUAUUGGAGUCAGAAGGCUACGGUGGCAAAGUGAGGAAGCCGGAGAGACUACCUGCAGAUUGA
Messenger RNA from Recurvomyces mirabilis, 828 nucleotides. RefSeq lists its product as uncharacterized. The transcript has 2 exons. The record is from RefSeq and is a predicted model, not a curated record. Bases 1 to 828 code for a protein of 275 amino acids. NCBI's taxonomy places the organism in Eukaryota, Fungi, Ascomycota, Dothideomycetes, Mycosphaerellales, Teratosphaeriaceae.